CCAAAAUGGUAGUAGGAAGAACAGCUGUGUUGUGAAACGCGAAACAUAAACAUUAAACAAUAAAACGAAGUCACACACUCUUUCUUAUUUAUAACAGUCGUUGUGUUUAUAAUUUAUGUUUGAGAACCAUUACAAAAGGCCGUCAUGUCGAUCCAAGGGAACAGUGUCAACGCUGAGUAUUUAGUUGAUGGGAGUGAUGAGCUUAAACCUCUAGUUGGAUUUAGUUCAUCAAAAGAUAGCACAAGCAAAAAAGAAGGUUCAGGCUGGUUUGUUUCGGCAUUUCUUGUGGUCAAUGCAGCACUGGGAGCUGGACUUUUAAACUUUCCCAUUGCCUAUCACCAGGCUGGUGGGGUCUUCUCAGCAGUAAUCGUGCAGUCUUUUUUCCUGGUCUUCGUAGUGCUGGCGUUACUCAUCCUUGGCUACUGCUCUGAUAUAAAAGGCUGCAACACCUACCAAGACGUGGUUCUCUCCAUCUGUGGCCCUAAAGCCCAGCUGGCCUGUGCAAUCAGUGUUUUAUUGUACUGCUUUGGGACGUGUAUAACAUUUCUCAUUAUAAUAGGUGACCAAUGGGAGUUAUUUUUCUUGGAGGUAGCUCACGACUUGUACUGCAAAACAGAUCCAUUCUACAUGACAAGAGCUUUCAUUAUCUCUGUCACAUCUAUAGCCUUUAUACUGCCGUUAUGUUUUCCUAAAAGAAUCGAUUUCUUGAGAUAUGCCAGCAUUGUGGGUGUUAUAGGUAUCUUGUAUGUAGUAGGACUAGUUACCAUCAAGUAUUUUCUACCUCAUGAUAACCCAGGUACUAUUGCCACAGGGCCGCAUUCAUGGAUUGAUGUUUUUCUUGUUGUUCCUGAUAUUUGUUUUGCGUAUCAGUGUCACGUCAGUAUCAUCCCCAUUUACUCAUGUAUGGGUAAACGCAACAUCAGAGAGUUCUCUAAAACAGUAACACUUGCCAUGAUAUUGUGUAUCAUAACUUACACAGUCACCGCAGCUCUGGGAUAUCUACAGUUUGGUGACACCAUCACAAAUGACAUACUGCUGUCGUUUAACCCUACAGCUGAGGUGAUGGUGGCAGUAGUCCUUGUUGCUGUCAAAACAUACACCACAUAUCCUAUUCUAUGUUUUUGUGGAAAGGCUGCCUUUGACACUAUGUGGAGCAUGUUCUGGAAAAUGAGCCCAGAAGAAAUUUUACACAAAGAAAAGAUGAGACGUGUCAUAACCACAUUGGUGUGGUUUACCUUGACACUUCUGCUGUCUAUUUUCAUACCCAAUAUAGGCGUGGUCAUACAGAUUUUAGGGGCCUUUGCUGCAGUAUUUAUUUUUGUAUUUCCCGGUAUGUGUCUGUUAAAGACGAUGCAGAAUAGAAUAGAAUCAGGCGAAGCACAGCCGAGGAAAGUGUACGUGUUCCGGUGGAUAGCCAUAGUUUUUCUAGUUCUUGGUGUGUUCAUCUUUGGGCUGACCCUGUCGCAGGCCAUCAUGAAGGACAUUCAGGGUGCCAAGCCAGAUUCGUCCAAAUUCACAUGCAGCUAACUAAACAAAAAUUUUUUUACUGCUAGAAUAUAAAAGUGUGUAUGUUAUACAUUUAUAAGUAAGAAUGGUAGAGCAUUUUGACAGCUUACUGACAUGCACAAAACAAUAUAGUUUUUUUUUAAAGGAUAGUUACAUGCUAAAGUGAGGAUGAAAAUUGUUUUAAAAAAUAAUUUUUUUUUAAUAGUGUAGUUUGUAUUGUGAUACAUCUUAUGUCUAACAUCAAGAGAAAAUGUUUUUCCAUUCAUAAUGUAGCAAUUAAAGUAUAUCAUAAACCUGAAAAUAAAAAAAGGAAAAAAAAAUAUGAAAAAUUUGACUUUGUUUGACCAGAAUCUAGUUUUACUAGGCUACAAGCACAGGGUAAUUUGGAAAAAGUAAGAAUCUGUCAGAUAAAUGUGUUCUGUAAAAUUUUUUUUUUAUUAAUUACAUUUAUCUAAAAGAACAAUUUCAUUACUCAUUUUAGGGGUAGAAAAUUUGCUUGAACAAAAAGCCAUCCACAAUUUACCUGAUUAUACCAUCAAGCUAGUCUCAGUAUGUAUGUGGUACUAACUUUGGUCUCAUUGUAUUUGUAUGCAACAUGUAAUAUGUAAGCCUUGUAUGUUUAUAAUGUGGUUAGCUAAGUAUUAACAUAUCCUACAGUCUGGUAGAUAAGCUGUACAUUUGAUAGGCAAGUCCUGAUAAAAAAGAAACAAUGCAAUUCACCUACACUUUAAACUAGUUUGUAAAUAAAUUUUUAUACUGCUAUAAUAGCUCACUUUGGCUAGCACAAUGUUUAUUUUUAGAAACUGAAAAGGAAUUCUGUUUUAUUUUUAACAGAUAUGCCUUUUCUAUUUUUUUAAUAGAAAUUUAAUAAUUUAUGUUAAUUGUAAUUAAUGUGCUAAUGCAAACAAAGUAACACUGCUCUUUCAAUAUGUAAAUUUAUUAUAUUAUAAUUUUUUUAAACUAACUUUAUUUGAAUGUUUGAAUGUUUUUUAUGUAUACAUGAUACAAUGCUUUUUAAAAUUUUGAUAGGAUUAUACUUAAGAUCGUCUUUACUUUGGUAAGCUGUGACUACAAGUGCUCUGAUCACAGGUGUAAGACCACAGGUGGGCUCUGACCACAGGUGGGCUCUGACCACAGGUGGGCUCUGACCACAGGUGGGCUCUGACCACAGGUGGGCUCUGACCACAGGUGGGCUCUGUCCACAGGUGGGCUCUGACCACAGGUGUGCUCUUACCACAGGUGCUCUGAGUACAGGUUGGCUCUGCCCACAGGUGGGCUCUGACCACAGGUGCUCUGAGUACAGGUUGGCUCUGACAUAGGCUGGAUGUGACCUCAGGUUUUAGUUUCCCUGAAUUCACCAUCAUACUGACCUAAUAUAACAGUCAAUGACAAUGGCAGACGAAAUGGUCCAUAAGACAGAUGAAGUAAAGUUCAUCUGUAUCGUUGAUCUCAAAAUGUAAAGGGAUAGUGUGGUUAGCUCUAUACAGCUUUUAAUUUCCUUGCGUGUGAUAAUGACCUACAAUGGGUUACAAUAAAGUAACUUUCAAUGACCUCCGGUGGUACAAUUGAUGGUCAAUAGGGCUGAUGAAGUAAAGUCCAUCUGUAUCUUUGAUCUCAACAUGUGAAGGGAUAAUGUGGUUAGCAACUUGGUGUCAGUUCGGGCAUUUUCACAUUCGGGCAAGCGUCCACUUGGGCGUUUGUCGCAUUUGGUCAAGUGUCCAUUUGGGAAAACAGCAUUCGGGCAAGUGUCUUUCAGGAAUUUGUCGUAGUUUUACUUCCCCUGACUUCAAUCUUAUACUCAUACGAAAAACGUGGGUGUCCUAUAGAUUUGAUCAUGUGGAUUCAAACUUAAGACGUUUAGCAAUAUUGUGUUCUACUACUCAAUGCAAACUACCCACUUUUUUUAUACAAAUGAAACAUUACUUAUUUGUUACUUUUCAUAAAAAUAAGUUUAUUCUGAUAUACAUGUUAUUUCAUUUUUAUGUAAAUAUGUAGCAUUUACUUAGCUACAUUGCACAAUUUUAAGUAAAACAUGAAAGAAGAUAUUUUGUUGGAAUAAUUAAAUGCAGGAAUAAAAUGAC
Messenger RNA from Physella acuta, 3587 nucleotides. Its product is annotated as sodium-coupled neutral amino acid transporter 7. The record is from RefSeq and is a predicted model, not a curated record. Gene Ontology annotation, molecular function: L-amino acid transmembrane transporter activity. Gene Ontology annotation, cellular component: membrane. Lineage: Eukaryota; Metazoa; Mollusca; Gastropoda; Physidae. Gene Ontology annotation, biological process: amino acid transmembrane transport.